AUGCAUUCUAGAAAAAGAAACGCGUGGUCCGUUGUUGUAAUAAUUGCAAGAGAACACAACACACCAGGAAGUCGGCGAGGACAACAGUUGGCUCACGGUUGCAUCGGCUCAGCCAGACCUCAUUCGAUUGAGUUUUUGAGGAUGAAGGUCGUUCUCCUGCUCGUUCUCGUCGCCAUUGUCGCGUGCGAUGUGAAGCCGACGUGCAAGAACGGAAAGAAUUCGGACAAGCUCAAAUGCGACAAGAAUGGCUAUUUCGAGAAGAUCCAGUGCAAGAAGAGCUCGUGCUUCUGCGUCUCGACGCACAACGGACAGAUGGCGUACGACACGAGGACCGCGAACAACAAGAUCCAGCCGAAAUGCGGAAAAUGCUUGGAUGAGGUGGAGAAGAUCUUCUCGAAGGGAAACCCCAGCAUGAAGACGUUUGUUCCCAAGUGCGACGUGAUCCUCGGCGACUACGAGCCGCUUCAAUGCGACGCUAAUAAGGAUCAGUGCUAUUGUGUGGAUCCAAAGACUGGAUUAGCCAUCAAGGGAACCGAGAAGAAGCUGAAGGGCACCGAAAAAAUGAAAUGCGAUGGAGUCGAAUAUACCGUGGAUCCCGUAUACUUCCAAACGUUCCCUGACGUCCUCCGUCCCGGAUACGAAGCAUCGCAUUGCCUUGCAAAUCGGGAUCCGGGAACCGCGUGCUCGGGAAAAACGUCGUCGAUCAAGUACUGGUUCGAUAAGGAAUCCUACAUGUGUCUUCCAUUCGAGUACAAAGGAUGCGGUGGAAAUGCGAAUCGGUUCGAUUCUGCCAGCGACUGCUAUCGUCAAUGUGUUCCUAUGGAUUAUGCGACAUGCGCAAUGCAAUCCUCGCCAGCCAUGAAGAGCGUCGACAUAUCGUUUAACUGUCGCGAGCCGAGAUUAAUGGGUGCAAUGGACGCCAACGCGCCAAAAGAGCCGAAGCUUCCGAAGCUGAAUGCCGAAGGAGACUGUCCGGCUGGAUAUCAGUGCCGAAACCAUGGAAUGGUCUCGAAUUGUUGCGAUAUCGAGAUUACUGAGCUCUACAAUAAGGAGACGAAUCCGAAGUGUCCAGCGGGACAAUCUCUGUUCACCGAGAAGCGGUACGGAAGCGACUCGGCGCUCAUCGGCAAAUCGUGUUCGGACAAUUUCUGCCCGAAAACCCAUAAAUGCAUUUCUGGCGAAUUAUUCGCGUAUUGUUGUAAAUAG
Messenger RNA from Caenorhabditis bovis, 1206 nucleotides. The record is from the annotation of a GenBank genome assembly. Lineage: Eukaryota; Metazoa; Nematoda; Chromadorea; Rhabditida; Rhabditidae.